This is a messenger RNA of Cavia porcellus (domestic guinea pig), 10269 nucleotides long. It is a transcript of the gene Wdr33, whose product is annotated as WD repeat domain 33. Gene Ontology annotation, molecular function: protein binding. Gene Ontology annotation, cellular component: mRNA cleavage and polyadenylation specificity factor complex. NCBI's taxonomy places the organism in Eukaryota, Metazoa, Chordata, Mammalia, Rodentia, Caviidae. The transcript is spliced from 8 exons. The record is from RefSeq and is a predicted model, not a curated record. The coding region runs from base 222 to 950 and encodes 242 amino acids.
GCGCGUGACGCAGAAGCGUACGCUAGUACGUGACGUCGCAAGGACGUACGCUCUGGAGCUCACAAGGGAAGAUGGCGGCUGUACCUUUGGAGGAGAGCGACUGAAAAGGGAGGAGGAAGGAGGCCAGGCAGGGAAACACUGCCAACUGUGAAGACGAACGCUUCGCUCGACAUUAGGAGGUCUGCUCAACGCCAGCGGUGUCCUAGAAGGAAAACAUCACCAUGGCCACAGAAAUUGGUUCUCCUCCUCGUUUUUUCCAUAUGCCAAGGUUCCAACACCAGGCACCUCGACAAUUGUUUUAUAAGCGACCUGAUUUUGCACAGCAGCAAGCAAUGCAACAGCUUACCUUUGACGGGAAACGGAUGAGAAAAGCUGUAAACCGGAAGACCAUAGAUUACAACCCAUCUGUAAUUAAGUAUUUGGAGAAUAGAAUAUGGCAAAGAGACCAGAGAGAUAUGCGGGCAAUUCAGCCUGAUGCAGGUUAUUAUAAUGAUUUGGUCCCACCUAUAGGAAUGUUGAAUAAUCCUAUGAAUGCAGUAACCACAAAGUUUGUUCGGACAUCAACAAAUAAAGUAAAAUGUCCAGUAUUUGUUGUAAGGUGGACUCCAGAGGGAAGACGAUUAGUCACUGGAGCUUCUAGUGGGGAGUUCACCUUGUGGAAUGGACUCACUUUCAAUUUUGAAACAAUAUUACAGGCUCAUGAUAGCCCAGUGAGAGCCAUGACUUGGUCACAUAAUGACAUGUGGAUGUUGACAGCAGACCACGGAGGAUAUGUGAAAUACUGGCAGUCGAACAUGAACAACGUCAAGAUGUUCCAGGCACAUAAGGAGGCGAUUAGAGAGGCCAGUUUCUCACCCACGGAUAAUAAAUUUGCUACAUGCUCUGAUGACGGCACUGUUAGAAUCUGGGACUUUCUUCGUUGCCAUGAGGAAAGGAUUCUUCGAGGAUGACAGAUGAUGAAUGCAAUCACUGACAUACAAGGAUCUCACUUGCAACCUGACUUCAUUAACAGUGCCAUUCCUCACCAACCAAGGUCAAGACUAAAUGCAUUGCUUUCAUGAGUCGCACGUGACCUCAGAUAUAAUCUGUGUAUCUUAUGGAAGUAAGAACUCUCUUAUGGAGAGUUGUGAGCUGGGUUCACAUUGUGCCCUGUGGAAGACUGAGCUCUGUGGUACAACAGUGUUGUUGGGUGAGAGGGAUGGAAAGGUAAAGAGAAAAUUGGGUGGGAUUAAUGCAACAUUUAUUUUUCUUGUAACUUCUGCCUACUGGAAAGAGAACACACCUUCAUUAAAAUGUUAAACAAUUAGAAGUAAAAGUCUUCCCUUUCUCUUUCUGAAUCUCCAGAGGUAAGCAUUGUUAACAUUGUUAAUAAUUUGGUGUGCAUCUUUCCAGAGUUGUUAUUCAUGUACAAAAAAAAUAUUUUUAACAUAUUACUGUAGAAAAGGAAUUAAACUAUACACAUUUCUUUGCUAUUUGUUUUUCUUACUACACAAUAUAUGUCUUGGUCAUUAUCGUCUUGUCUUCACUUGAUAAUGAUCUAUAGCAUGUGAUUGUCAUGAAUUAUUUAACCAUUCCUCAUAGGCAUUUAAAUGUAACUCUUAAGAGUUACAGGAUAUUUUUGCUAAGAGAAAGUUGUGUAUUAAGCUUCAUAGUGCCUUUAUUUUUGUUUGCACUUAGAUAAGUUUUCUUUUACAUUAGGUUUGUGAUAGUAGACUUCAAAUCAGUGAAUCAAAGGACUUUUGGAAAAUGAGUUGUCAGUGAUGUCCUAGAAGUCACUAAUUACAAAGUUUAAGAAAGUUACUUAUUUUUAAAAACUUUGACAGUAAAAUCAUUGACACCAUAGAAGGGAUAGAACUUGUGUGCAUGCGCAUGUGCACGUGUGCAAGUGUGUAUGUGUGUAUGUAUGAUAUGUUAUUGAUGAUUAAACCCAGACUCUUUGCAUUGAGCUACAUUCCCUCCCAAUCUACCCACCCACUUUAUGAAUUUUGAGAUGCUUUUUGUAAGUUGGUAAAUUGUCUGGUCUAGGCUCAGAUUUAUGAUCCUCUUGUUGUGGCCUCCUGGAGUGCUGGGAUUACAGAUGUGUGGCACCAUGCCUUGCUCUUUUGAGUUUUAUUUGUUCUGUGUUUACCAUCAGAAUUAUAAAUAUCUUACUGUAUCUGUUUGGUAUGGCAUAUCUUUUCUUUCCUAUCUUGAAAAGUGAGGAAUUUAAUGGUCUUUGCCACCAGUUAUGCACUUCUGGGUUUUUAUUAUGGUGAAUUGUAGUUGUUUAUAACUUUUAAGUGUGCUUAAAUCUAAUUCUUGUGGGCCACCAGUUAAUUUUAUGCAGGAUUCUUCCACUAAGUGUUGUUUUCUAAUUCUCUACUGUUUACCUCUUUAUCUUUCUUUACUUAUAUAUAGUCAUGGAUUUUUAGCCAUUUUUAUUGUUACUUAACUAUAGCUAUCUUCUAUUUUCCUAUUUAAAAAUUCUAAAAAAUAAAAAAGUGUAGCAUUUCUACUGUAUCACAGGAUUAAGUAAUGUGAUCAGGCCUUGGAGGAAGAAUGAUAAUCAUGUGACCAGAUGAAAGAAUGUUGUUAACAACACUUCUUUUAAAUCUGUCACUCUGGCAGCUAUUGAAGUAAUGCCAUGAUUUUUAGUUGGUUACAGUUUUUCUUCGAGUUACUCUCUUUUUCUUAGUGUCACUAAAACCUUUAUCCUGGCAACUGUUUUUUUUUAAUUUUACAAUUGGAAUGGAUUUUGAUUUUGUUUUUCAGUGCAUUCUUCAUGUUCUCCAACUUCCCAUAAUUUGGACUGUUUUCUGUGCUUAUGACUACUGUCAUACCAGAAUUUCAUGGUCUCUCAGUCAACUCAUUUUUUUCUGUUCAGUUGAAAAACAUAUUAUUUUUUCAGAACAGUGCAUGGGUAAUCAGUUUCAAAAUAUGUGUGUAUGGAAAGGUCUUCAAUUUGUCAUAACACUUAAACCUGACUUAUAAUUUGUCUGGGGUGUAUUCAUUCUUAGAUUCUUCAAGUCCUUUUCCCUCAGAACUUUGAAGGGCCUUAGUUAUCUUCCAUUGUUUUGCUGGUAAAAUGUUAGAUGUAAUUCUAGUUUUACUCAUUGAGUAUUCUUUAAGUGACCUUUUUCUCUAUUAAAAUUUUUUUUAAACUAUGGAUUUGCAGGUGUUUUUUUUUUUUUUCUUUUUUGUCUUUUUCCUUUUUAUCGGUGCUGGGGAUCAAACUCAUGACUGCCUGCUUGCGAGGCAGGCGCUUAUGCCGCUGAGCUAAAUCCCCAGCCUCUUGCAGGUGAUUUUUAAAAAUUUACUUAUUUUCAAGUUUAUGACAUGUUGGCUUUCUUUUUUUCCCCCUCCCAAAUCCAUGUUAUUUCAAGGGGAAGAAGAAGAAGGAAAAAAAAACCCUUCAACACAAAUUCAAAACACAUCAUUCAGGGGGCAACAGUGGGCCAUACAUUGUGCAUUGUCAUCCCCAAAUCAUUCACCCGGAGCAUAAAACGUCUGCAUUCAGUGGUCUGAACAGUAUCAGCACAAGUCUUUUCUCUUCAGCAACCUCAGAGAAAUCAGUAGUAUAACUAUCUUAACUUUCUUUAGUAUACAUUCACAUAUACAUACAUUGUUUCAGCUUCUGACACUACUGAGACAAUAUGUUUAUACAUGUGUAUUGUUUCAAUAAUAAGUAUGGUCUUGAGUUGCAUCCAUUUACCUAUGAAAGUCUCCAGUUUGUUCUCAUGGCUGUGUAGUACUCUACUGUAGAAAAAUACAUCUUUUCUAUCCAUUCCUUAGUCAGUGGGCAUUUAGGUUUUUUUCAAGUUCUGGCUAUUACAAAUUGUGUUGCCAUAAGCAUGGGUUCACGUACAUGACUGUGGUAUGAUAUUUGUAAUUCUUUUAGGAAGAUAGCAAUAGAGUAACUGGGUCAAGUGGGACCCCUGGUCCUAGUUUUUUGAGGAAUCUCCACACUGAUUUCCACAGUGGUUGCACCAGCCUGCAUUCCCACCAACAGCGGAGAAGGAUUCCUUUUCUCCCUCAGUACCUCCAGUAUUUGUUUUUGCUUGAUUUCUUCUUUCUUUUUUUUGUACUGGAGAUCAAACUCACAACCUCGCAUUUGCAAACAAGCACUUGUGCCACUUAGCUAAAUCCUCGGCCCUUAAUUUCUUAAUAAUAGCCAUUCUUUCUGGGGUGAGGUAGUACCUUGUUUAAAUUUGCAUACUUCGAAUGACUAGUUACGUUGAACAUUUUUUCACAUAUUUGUUUGCUGUUUGUAUUUCCUCAUCUGAGAAUUGUGUAUUCAGCUCAGAUGAUUGGAUCUUUAAAUGUGGGAGGACUGAUUUGUUUUUUUUUUUUUUUUUGGAGUUCUUUAUGUGGGUUGUUUUUUUUUGGGGGGGGUACCAGUAAAUGACCUUGUGCUUGCCAGGUAGGAGCUCAUGCCACUGGACUAAAUCCUCAGACUCCUUUGUGUGUUCUUGAUAGUAAUUCUUUGAGGAACACCUCGCCAACAUUUUCUCCCACAUGGGUUGUCUCUUCACUCUGUUGGUGGUUUCUCUUGCUGAGCAAAAGCUUUUCAGUAGGAUGAGAUUCCAAUUGUUGAUUCUUUGUGAUAGUUCCUAUGCAAUCUGGUUUUGUUCAUGAAGUCUUCGCUUGCACCUGUGUCUUCAAGAGUUUGCUUACUCCGUCAUCAGCAGAUUUAGUGUUUCUUGUAGGUGAUAUUUUAAACAACCUUGUUUUUUUUUUUUUUUUUUUUUUUUUGUGGGUACUGCAAGUCAAACUCAAGACCUUGCUCUUGCCGGGGAGGUGCUGCACCACUGAGCUAUAUCUCUGUCCCUGAAUGUAAUCUUUCUUUUUCUUUUUUGUCUUUUUUGAGACAGGGUCUCGCGCUGUGCAGUUCAGGCUGGCCUUGAGCUCACUUUGUAGCCCAGGCUGGUUUCAAACUCACAAUGAUCCUCCUGCCUCAGCCUCCCGAGUGCUGGGAUUACAGGCUUGAGCCACCACGCCCAGCUGAAAGUAAUCUUUCUUGACAUUCUUUAAUCUGCAGUCUUCACAUUUCUCUAUGUAUUUUGUGGAAUUCUCAGAACAUGAACAUUGGGUAUCUUGAUUCUGUUUGCCUUGUGUUAUUUUUUCUUUCUUAUUUUGUGUUUCUGUUGUUUAAGUAUUGCAAGGUUUCUGUUUUUAUCAUAGUGAUUACUAUUUAGCCUUCCUGCUCAUUUUGGUUUUUUUGCCUGACACCCAACUUUAUUUAUCAAUUGUGUUUCAUUUCUAGCAAUCUUAGUGAUUGGUCAUUUUGUUUUUCCUAACAAUAAGUUUUGUCUUUUGUUUUGUUUUUUGAGACAGUGUGUCAGGAUGCAGUUUAGGUUGGCCUUCAGCUCACUUUGUAGUUGAGGCUGGCCUCACGCUCGCAGUGUCAGCCUCUCAAGUACUGGAUUACAGGUGUGCGCCACCAUGUCCUACUGUCCCAAAGCCAUUUACCCUGAAUUUUUUUUCCCUCUGGUCUUUCUUUCCAGCUUAUUUGCCUGAAAUCUCUAGUGAUCCUUGUUUGGCCAAAUACUCGAUUUUUGUUUUUAGAUAAGGUCUUGCUGUGUAGUGCAGGCUUGGCCUUGGACUUGCUUACGUAGUCCAGGCUGGCCUCUUAACUCAGCACUGAUUCUCUUGCCUUAGCCUCCCAAGAGUUUAGAAUUACAGGUGUGUGACACCAUGCCUGGGCAGUGGCUAAAUAUUUGGUAAUUUUGUCUUGAUUAAUACAUGAAGUUCUUUAUUUCUUGUCUUUUUAUGCUUUGCAGUGUUCGUGUGUGUGUGCAUGCAUGUGUGUUUGGGAUUUUUUAAUUUUUGAGACAAGGUUGAAACUAUAGCUCAGUUUGACCUUGAACACAGCAUCUUCCUCCCUCUGGCUCCUGUGUGCCAGGGCUGUAGGUGAGCACUGUUAUGCCUGGCUUUAAUAUAUGCAUUUCUUGUUUUGGAUAGUAGACCUUCUGGAUUUGUUUACAGGUUGGUAGGGAAGGACAGUCUUUAGUAAAGAAGCAAUUGCUGCAAGGCCAACCUGGACUUCAUUGUGAGGCCCUGUUUCAAAACACACACACACACACACCAAAAAACAACUCGGCGUAUUAAAAUUUAAUUCUAUUUAAAUAUAUGACAGUCUGUGACAUUGCAGAAUAUAGAGGUAAAUAAUUAACUGAAAAAAAAAACCCACUUAAACUUAGUGUUUUUUCUGAAAGUUUUUUCCUGCCUAGAAAUGCAUUAACAGUUUUUUAAAACUGAGAAAAUGUAGAGUUACCAAAAUUUAUGCCGAAAAUAAUGAGGUGACUGGUAUCAUUAUCUUGAUUUUUGGGGGGGGGGUACCAGGCAUCGAACUCACAACCCCAUGCUUGCCAGGCACAUGCUUAUGCCACUGUGCUAAAUGUCUUGCCCCACCAUCUUGAUUUGGAGUUAGCAUUUUAGUCCAAUGGACUCUGUAGUCACAUCUAAAGUAUCUAUAAGUAUUAUUGUAUUUUGUUGUGUUAGUGAUGGAACCCAGUGUAUUAUCCAUAGUGAGCAAAAGCCUCACCACUGAGCUAUAAUCCCAAUUCCAUAUAUAUCUUAAUCACUAAAAAGAGUCAACAGUGAAGGGAAUGGUUGUCUCCCAUUUUAGGUUUCCCAGCCCUGAGAGGUGAAUGGUACUGCAUCAUGUCUUAAUACUUGAAUUGGAUGUUGGUAGUCCAAGCUCAAUCUCUUUUUUCAGUAGCCAUUUGAAAACUGAAAUAAGAGUCUCAGAGAAAUUUUGCUUUGAGGAUGUGCUCUCAAGUUAUUUUUUAAUCUUUUAUACUCUGUUCCUAGUGUUAAUAGCUCUUGUUGAAUUGUAAAAUCUUUAUGGAAUACCUGUCCCUAUAGUGAGCUCUUUCAGGGCAGAGUGUGGGUCAGAAUGAAAGGUUUUAUUCACUGCAUGUUCAGAAUGAAUGCUAGAACAAAGGAGUGAAUGGUGCCUACCUGUGGUCUCAGCUACUCAGGAGGUUGAGGCAAGAGGGUGACUUGAGCCCAGGAGCUCAAGACCAGACUGGGAAACACAGUUGAGACUUUGUCUCUGAAACCUAUAACUCUACAAUAACAAGAACUGGGCAAGAUGACAGUGCUUCAUUUAACUCUGGAAAUAACCCCAUAAUUGAGCAGUUUUUUUCAUGAAAUUUUUAAGGAUAAGUAAAGUACAUGAAGAUGUAACUAGUAAGUGAUGUCUGAGGAUUAACAUCUGGUGUACUCACAUUUUUUAUUAAUAGCGUGAGCAUGGGACCCUACCCAUUUGACUACACAUUAUGAGACAGUACCCAUUUGAAUUAAAUUAUAUUUAACACAUUCUUUGGUUGAUUCAAGUACAGCUGAUUUGACACUGUACUUUUGCUUCUGUUGGGCAAAGCUAAUUUCAUCCCUUGGUUACUCCCUUCUGUUAGAGGGAAUUAACAGUAGUUUGUGAGUGGAAGUAAACAUUCUCACAACUCACUCUUGCCGCUACUCAGCAGAGCAGAUGAAACAUAGUCUGUUUUAUCCAAGAACAGAAUUUGGACUUUCAAUACAGUUUUUACAGGUCUAAUUUUUGCUCUCUGGGCUUUUUGACAUUCAUUCAUUCAUUCAUUCAUUCAUUCAUUCAUUAAUAAAGUACAAGAAGAUGGCGGUUUUAAGCACCCAUCAAAAGAAACACAUAUUGUCUUAAUUAUUAAAUUUGCUUUAUUUGAUUUCCACAUUUCUAGAGUGGUUUUUCUCUUUUUGUAAUCUGUGAGUAACAAAAUAGUUGUUUUGAGACAGGGUCUCACUUUGUAGCUUACGCUUGUUUUUGAACUAAUAAUCUACCUUGCCUCAGCCUACUGAGUAUAUGAAAAAAAUUUUAAAUGUUCUUGUAUGGCUUUUAUUUCAUGCCUAUGUUUAUCAAACAAUACUUUGGCAGGAUAGGGAUGCUAGAUUCAGUGUGUCCCUCCCACCCCCACUUUAGCACUUUCCAAGAUUUUGUUGCCCUUUUUCCUUGCAUCCAGUGUAUUUAUGAGACUUAUAAUAUUUAUGACUAUCCUUGGAAUUUAACUGGUGUUUUCCUCGUAAUUAGACUUGAAGGCAUUGUUUUUUGGAAUGUAGAGCAUGGAGGUAAAGUUACAGUUUUAUACCAUGGUGUGUACUGUUGACUUGAGGUUAACUAUGCUACCUUGCUUGAAAUACUCUAUGUCAGGAUUCUGGAUUCUGCUCCCCCACCCAUACUUUGCUCUUGGGAAUGAACUCCUAAUUAAUUAUGUGCCACCUUCGACGUGGUGGUAUAGCUACAUAAGUUAUUUGAAAGUCUUACUCAUGGGAGACUUCAUUCUUAACCCCACUUACUCAGUUAUUUAUAUCAAUAUGGUCUAUACUUUUUUGUAAUUUGAUGAUGAUGUUGUUUUUGAGACACAGUCUCAUUGUGUAGUUCAGGCUAGCCUUGAGUUAACUAUGUAACCCAAGCUGGCCUCAAACUCAUAGCCAUCCUUUUGGCCUCAGCCUGCCAAUUCCUGGGGUUACAGGUGUUCGUCACCAUGCCCAAUUGGAACAUGGUUUUGAUAUAAUUGAAAUUAAUCAUCUUUCAUUUGAGAUUUUUUUUAGCUCUCUACUUUGAUCUUUGAAACAAAAAUGGUGAAAUUUAUUAAGAUCUAGUUGGAGAAGAAGAAAAAAGAUCCACUUGGAGUUUGUUAUCCAGCUUACUUAUUGACGGAAAAAUUCUUAGUAGUUGAAACUCAUACAGCCUGCUGGGGAUUGUGUGAAAAAUACUUGCCCUCAGUGGUAUUUAAGAGUUUAUGUGACUUCAUUCUGAUACAGCUACAUUUUUGUCGCUGCUGUUACUGUUCUUUCGAAACGUGAGUAGUAUUAGGAAGAGACAAGAUUAAAGGGAAUCACAUUUGCCAAAAAUGGAACUAUGCCCAAGAAGAUUCUGACAAAACAUUCAAAAUUCACUUAUUCUGUGAAUGAUUACUAUGGGGUUAAAUACUUUUAGUUUGGCUAGAAUUUUUUGUUCCUUUUGUGUACAUAAACUAAAAAAAUCUAUUGCCUGGCUAACUGAAAGUGAACCAGUGUAGUUUUUGAACUUGCUUUCAGAAGGUAGGCUUACGCUGGACGUGCUCAUCACAUCACUCGGAACAUCUGUUUCCUGGGCUCCACUGUUCGUUAUUAGAGGUUUCUUUUCAUUUUUGUCUUGGCCUGAUAGUGAUAGCUAUUGCUAAACUUCCUGGUAGUCUUGUUAUUGCCAGACUUCUAUCAGUCUUGUAAAUGUUUUUUUCUUUUGGUUUUGUACAUUUUGGUUUUUCAGAUAUCUACUGUAUACUUUUUUCUUCCCCUGUGUGUUGUUAUUGCAUCGUGAAUGUCUACAGAAGUUUUAUUAGAGAACAAUUGAUUAUUGAAUGACACAUAUACAUGCAUGCACACAUGCAAAGCCCAAUGCACCGUUUCUGCCAGUGGACUUCGUGUUGCUUUCUGGAUGUGUGUGGGAUACAAGUCUCUGCCAGCUCAGAUGAAUGGCUCAAGUGUGCCUGAUGAUCUGUGCCCAUAUCGUGGUUCUGGAAGAGUGCAACAACAGUGAAGUUGAAGAAUAUUUGGUUACAUUCCUUCCCUUUAAAUAUCUUUAAUGAAUACUCUAAAAUUGUCUAAGAAAAUGUAGUAAAAUUUUAAAAAGCUAGUAUGUUAAUUCCAGAUACUCUUGAGGCACUAGCAGGAGAACUGUAAAUUGGAGGUCAGCCUGGGCAAUUUAGCAAGGCCUUGUCUCAAAAUUUGAAAAGGGUGGGACAUGUGCCAAUUAUCACAAAGCAUUCAACAAAAUUGCUUCUUUCUGGAUAUUGUAACUGAACACUACAGAGAAUUGAUACACUAAAUACUCCCAGCCAAUGGUUUGGAAAAAUAAUACUGGUUUUUCUAUUUCACCAAUCAUUUCCUGACUCUGCAUUUCAUUCUUUAUUGUUGCAGUUUUACCCCUAAGUUCCAGCAAUGCUUACACUUGUGUAUUUUGAUUUGAAUCAGACAUAUAUUUCAUCAUAAAUUUGUAAAACUUUGUUUGCUUUGAUGCUGGAAGUAGUAGCGUAGUUACAUGGCAUUUAAUCAUUGGUUGUAUGCUUAAUUUGCAUUAAUGUCAGUCUUGGUCAUUUUUCCAUGUGAAUAUGUAAUUUGUACUUAGCCAUAGGAACCAUUUUACCUGCUUAUGCUAGUAAAUAUGUGGUUUAAAUAGGGAAUUGACCAGUUUAUGAUGCCUCUACCUUUGCAAUGAAGUUUGGGCUUCUCCAUUUGUGUAUUGGUUCCUCCUUUGGCACCAUACAUUUUUUGCAA